Messenger RNA from Corapipo altera (White-ruffed manakin), 1540 nucleotides. It is a transcript of the gene PSMA2, whose product is annotated as proteasome subunit alpha 2. The record is from RefSeq and is a predicted model, not a curated record. Gene Ontology annotation, biological process: ubiquitin-dependent protein catabolic process. The transcript has 8 exons. Gene Ontology annotation, cellular component: proteasome core complex; proteasome core complex, alpha-subunit complex. The coding region runs from base 69 to 773 and encodes 234 amino acids. Lineage: Eukaryota; Metazoa; Chordata; Aves; Passeriformes; Pipridae.
GGAGCGGGAGCGGCGGCCGCGCGUGCGUCGAAGGAGCCGGCGCGGAGAGCGCAGGGGCUGGUGCCAAGAUGGCGGAGCGCGGCUACAGCUUCUCCCUCACCACCUUCAGUCCUUCUGGAAAGCUUGUUCAGAUUGAAUAUGCUUUGGCUGCAGUAGCUGCAGGAGCUCCAUCAGUUGGGAUUAAAGCUGCAAAUGGAGUGGUGUUGGCAACUGAGAAGAAGCAGAAAUCCAUUCUGUAUGAUGAAAGGAGUGUCCACAAAGUAGAACCAAUUACCAAACAUAUAGGUUUAGUGUACAGUGGAAUGGGUCCAGAUUACAGAGUACUUGUGCACAGAGCUCGGAAGCUGGCCCAACAGUAUUACUUGGUUUAUCAUGAGCCCAUUCCAACAGCUCAGCUAGUACAGAGAAUUGCUUCUGUGAUGCAGGAAUACACGCAAUCUGGUGGUGUUCGUCCUUUUGGUGUGUCACUGCUAAUAUGUGGCUGGAAUGAAGGGCGGCCGUAUUUAUUUCAGUCGGAUCCAUCUGGAGCUUACUUUGCAUGGAAAGCAACAGCAAUGGGAAAAAAUUAUGUCAAUGGGAAAACAUUCCUUGAGAAAAGAUACAAUGAAGAUUUGGAGCUCGAAGAUGCCAUUCAUACAGCUAUUUUAACACUAAAGGAGAGCUUUGAAGGGCAAAUGACAGAAGACAACAUUGAAGUUGGCAUCUGUAAUGAAGCUGGUUUUAGGAGGCUCACUCCAACUGAGGUUAAAGACUACUUGGCUGCAAUAGCCUAGUAGAAACCAAGCAAGACUGUGUGGUUCACACAAAGGUCUUUUUAAUUUUGGCUACUUAAAUGUUUUUCUUUGCAGUUUUUGCAUACUUAUUUCUACAUGGUUUGUCUGAGAGAUUUUUUAAACAUCAUGGGUGCAAAUACAACGGUCCUUAAUAUUGUAAUACAGGAAAUCUUGUUAAAGAUAAUUCUUUCCCUUGAUACACAAAAUACUGUACAAAAUGUAAAGUUAUAGUGACAGCUUGAAAAAGGCUAAAGAAUAAAAUCGAAGGCCACUGUUUUGGGGGAAAGUGUCUGUGUGUCUUUUUAAUCCUAACUUGUUUAUCUGCAUAAAGCUUAGAUUUCAGUAUCUUUAUUUUUGAGGAAACAGUUUUUCCCAUACAGCCAUGAUGGAUUCAUGUUAGACCUUUUAAAGAAUUUAAAUGUUGAGCGGACAGGAUAAUUUUUCACUUUGGAAUAUUGUUUAAAUGUUAAGUAAUUUCCAGAAAUGGUUUUAUCUGGUGUAAAAAAUCAUGUACUUUCACAAAGAGACAGAACAGUCUUCCAUUUCAGGUAUGAACUGCAAUCUACUUGAGCCUCUCUGCUUUUGACCUUCUUCGUCUUUGUGUCACAAGAACUUGUUUUCCAUUACUUGAGUUAUUUUCGUGGCCCUAGAAAUUGCACUUUUUCAACCCUGAAAUAUUGUUAGAAAAAGUAGAAGUAAUAACUCUUGCUGAAAACUAAAUGCAUUUAUCACCAUCAAUAAAAAUCAACAGGAGUUACAAAACAGAA